AUGGCCACUAUCCUUGAGAUAUUCGGCUCGUCACACCAAGAACACAAAGUGCCAUCUUGUCGUGAUUGGCAACUCAAGCCGAAUCAUCAUGACCAUCAAGGAGGACAGAGAUACGUCAGUCCAACAACAGGCAAAUGCAAGAAACUCGUGGUGCAGUCGGUGUUUCCGAAAGGAGAUGAAGUCAAGGUGAACGAUCAAUCAGCAAAGUCUAGCAAGCUUGCUGUAUGGCUCGUGGAAAACCCCCCAACAUCGUUCGAAGACAUUCUCCAGUGGCUUGGGAGAUGGGCUUGGUUCGCUCUCGCUCUUAUCUGGCCUUUCGAUAGGCCGGAGUAUACUGGGCAUUACAAACCAUACCUCCUCAGAUACUGGGGUCAGUUAUGGGCCGCUCGUUCCCCUAAAGAACACUCUACUCGCGUCAACGAUUUGGAGGAAAAACCACUACCUAUACCUCAGGAUAAACCCGGUGAUACUACCGACAUCACUCGUGCACUCUAUCCGCGCUUACUCAUGCUAUACAAUUCACAACUCGAUACCUGGGCUUCUUGUGACGAUAAAGAUGUUCUUAUACACCAUCCUUACGUUGCCAUAUCCUAUCGACAAUCAGAUUUCUUCAAGAGAGGAGAGGAUGAGAAGGGCAAGAUAGUCGAGUUGGAGCAAAAGGAUGCGCUGGUGGAGAAGAUCCGACGAGCAUGCCUCGGACAAGGUUAUUUUGCUUACUGGCUAGACUUCGAAUGCACCGGUGCGUCUAUGGAAGAGAAAAAUCUUGAUCUAUACCGCAUCGCAGACGUAUUCAGAGGCGCUUCUUUCACCUUGAUCACGAUCGCCGACAGCCAGGACGACCACAGUUUGGGAGGUUGGAAGAGCUGGGGUGGUCGCGUAUGGACACUUCCCGAGGCACUCCUCAGCCCACGUAUGCGCUACAUGGUGGGAGAUGGGCCAGUGGCUCCUGUGACACUACGUCAGCUUGCGAACUGGGCGUACGAGCACUACGACGAAGAAGUGGCCAUCAUAAAUGGAUAUAGUGGGAAGGAUGCGUUGGAGAGGUUACAGCGUCUCAUGUUGUUGAAGAAUGCUAUAUGGCGUCGCUCUAGUGGAUCAAUCACUACACCUCAAACGGGAGAGAAGGCGCAGGUAUCACAGGAGACUCUUGUGCCACGAAGCGAGUUCACUGCAUACCCAGCAGAAAAGGUCUAUGCCUUGAUGGGCUUUUUCGAACGUAGAAUCAUGCCCAAUUUUCUCGAGACAGAACUGCAAGCGCUUGCGCGGCUUUCGAUGGCCAAUGAUAGUGAUAGAAUCGCUGAGAGGAUGGUAUCCAUGCUCCCUCCCAAAAUCUCGCCAUCUGCCUGCUGGUACUCCGACGAAGAUGUGUACGGAGCUAAUCUAUGGGAUGUGGAACCCGAUGUGCAAGUAGCUGGAAUCACAAAGAAUGGUGCAUUGGUGUUGGACGGUUGUCACGCAGCAGCGAUCAGGUGGAAAGGCUUUCCGGACGUUGCCUUCCUGUCCAAGAUGACUUUCAAGCGCAUUGUCUGCGGUUCUCUACCGUAUUUAUCUUGGGAGUUCCUGUUACUCGGCAUAGUCCUCGUACCCUUCGAAAGAUCCUCCGGAAUAGCCAUUAUAGUCAUAUCAUUGAUCUUGUUGUUGGUUUCCCCGAAACUCAUCGUCUACAGCCACUCUGGGCGUGUUAUGUUGGCACAACCCUGGCUUAUUGGUGUCAAGGGCAUUAUUACAGCCGAGCAAGCCUCAAAAAGGCUAUACGGCAGUACCAAGUCAAGCUUCCCUCAGACAUUCUACACCGCCAGUGGCUCCGAAUUCGCCGUACCCAACGAGCAGGCUAUCCGCAAAGGAGAUGACUCUCAGGUCACCUUAGCAUCUGGACCAGAAUGGGCCGGAAACGUUUACACGCUCAUAGAUACCAAGUCGUUCACCAUUUACUAUUUCAGGGCAGAACGGCCGCCAACGGUUUGCGUGUUCACAGGUCGAGAAGGUGGGCUAGGAAGGUUCGUCCUAUGUUCAGAAAGUUGCACUAUCAACGAACUACACAAGGAGACUGUCUUGCGAAUGCCGUCGUACAUAAGCAAGUCCAUGUGGGCAUGCGACUGGCUCGCUAUCGGUGGUUUGGAUCCUCCCUCCCACCAGGUACCUAUUGCUGAGCAGGUUCAAAUUCCGGAGGCGCCUGAGCCAUCUAUGAAUCCAAUUGUCAGGCGGAAGACGACAGGCAAUACAUUCCUCUGGUGGACACUGUUUACGGUUCUCUUGGGCUUUUGUUUGAUACCGUCGGUUCACGCAGCCAGUUCCCCACUUGGGCAAAUUUAUACCCAAGCUCCACUUGAUCCAAUCUCCCUCAUCACCCUCUUCUUCGAUGAUCCCGAGAAGGAUAUGUUGGAUAGGAAAGGCGACAUGACGUUACUCACUUGUUUCGGGCUUUUUGCCAACCCUGCUACUGUCUGGCGCGAGUAUUACUCCCUGCAUAUUGGCCAAGGCUUGCAAUACUUUAAUCCUUUGCAAAGCAUCACUAGCACCGUGGAAGUCGGACAAGUACACCGGUAUCUCAUGUCAUUGAGUGGGGGGUACGAUAAAACCGGCAUGGUGGUGCGACUGAAACAGUUGAAAAAGAGGCAGUGGUUGCCCACUUCGUUCUCUUGGGAGUACUGCGUCAUCAGGCCAGUGGUAUUGGCGGCGCUGAUCAGCAUUGCCAGCUUGUCAUUGGAUUUCUUCGCUCUUGGUUCGUUGGGCGCGCUUCUCUUUGGCCAGACAAUCGCGAUCGUGAAAAGUAUCGCCGACGGUCCACUCCCAAGCGCAGGGAAGGAGACAGAAGAACAGUCAAACGUAUUCUUCCUGGCCAAUGGUGUUACCGUUAUAGUCAAGGCUCCAGGCGAGCUUUUUAUCGAAGCUACGUCAUCCAGAGUGUUCGGGAAAGCACGCGCUCCUGAAGGCUGGCGACUGAUCUCAACCGUACUCUUCAUGGGAGGAAUACUGCUUGUCGGUUUCUCUGGUAUGCUGUUCCGGAUCUCGUAUCUCGUCGCACAUGUGAUUCAGGCAGCACUGCUCGUGUAUGCUGGCGAUAAACCGCUGCAGCGUCAGAUUGUCAACCGGGUGGAAUGGGUGGUGGACGGCAACGAUAUCGAGAAGCCGCUAUUGCGCAGGAGAGAUACAUAUGUUUGGGUAAUUAAACAAAUCAGGAAGCACCCCUGGGAAGGCUUCGAAUGGUUGAAGACCUGGAACCUUGCAUCUGGAGAAACAUUCAACUACGUAGAGACGCUACUUGCAACGCCCGAUGGACCAUGUCUAGAAAAUGGUCUUAUUAUCUCAGAGAAAACUUGACCGUCAUUUCUUUUAUUGAAAGUAUUAUUUAUAACGUCUUCUACCUCCCUAAUCCAAGUUUGUUAAUUCUUUCGUUUUUUUUAUCUGGGGCACGAGUUUAACGUUGAAGUAUUGCUUAUUGUAAACUACAAAUCAUUUCCGAUUACUGUUCCCUUGUUGUACUAGAUGUUUGCAUUGAUUCUUUCUUUGGGUCUUAUGUUUGGACCGCCACAUUACUGUUUUACAACGUCGACAUUGCUUUCCACUGCGACAAUUUAAUGUUUGUACCCCAAGACACUUGCAACCUCUGCGGCUCCUUCUAACAGAUUCUUUAGCCUGUCCUUUGUGCUCCCCAUGUUCUCCGCGUCUGACUGAUAGAUAUCCAGUCGUACAGCCCGCUGACCAACAUUAGAGGAAAAUUUUUGCGUGAAUGUCUCUCGCCCCGAUGAGCGCGUGAAGAUGUCCAAGAGUCCACCUCUAGUUGCGCAACUUAUGAGCUGUGACACCCCCAAGGCGCGAGAAUCUUUAUCAAGCGCCACAACCAACACGCGCCCCCUUAGGCC
Molecule: messenger RNA, 3863 nt
Organism: Serpula lacrymans var. lacrymans S7.9
Lineage: Eukaryota; Fungi; Basidiomycota; Agaricomycetes; Boletales; Serpulaceae
Exons: 1
Coding region: 1-3321 (1106 amino acids)
Source: RefSeq, a predicted model, not a curated record